This is a messenger RNA of Lycium barbarum (goji berry), 2572 nucleotides long. RefSeq lists its product as uncharacterized. The transcript is spliced from 5 exons. The coding region runs from base 75 to 2099 and encodes 674 amino acids. NCBI's taxonomy places the organism in Eukaryota, Viridiplantae, Streptophyta, Magnoliopsida, Solanales, Solanaceae. The record is from RefSeq and is a predicted model, not a curated record.
AAUUCCGUUGUUCAUUUUACAUUACGGUUACAACCUUUGAUAACAGAAAUCUCAGUCGCACUCCACUGCCUGCCAUGCUUCGCAACCUGCGUACGCGGCGUCGUCCGCUUUACGCCCCUCACAUUUGCGCCUUAGCCGCCUUCAUCCUCCUCCUUCUCCUCCUCUCCAUUUCACUCCUCUACACCCGCCUCAACUUCUUCCUUCUCCAACCCACCCACCCUCAAUCCCAUCACCCCCUCCAAUACGACACCGUUUCACUCAACAACCCUCUCGUUUACGACUUAGCCGAUACCGAUUACCGCUCCAACGACGAUCGCAUCGACGUCGCAGACAACAACACCAACGACGACGAUAAUGAGUUUUUACUCUCUAAUGAAAACGAAGAGGAUGAUGAAGAGGUCAUUAAUCAGUAUCCUAGGGUUUCUUCUACGUAUUUUUAUGAUCAGAGGAAUGGUGUUGUUAGGAGAGCCUUUAAUAAGAGAUCUAUUGAGGAAUGGGAGGAUUACGUUAAUUUUGAGUCCAGGAUGAAGUUAGGGUUAGGGUUUAAGAGCGAUGAGUCGAAAGCCGCGUUUGGAUCCGAUGAUUUUCCUGUGGAUGUGGGAAUGAGGAUGAAGUUGAGUGAAAUUAAGAGUGUUGAAGAUGCUUUGUUGUUAAAAGGAUCAACUUUGAGGGAAGGUUGGGGUGACUGGUUCGAGAAGAAGAGCGAUUUUUUGAGACGUGAUAGGAUGUUUAAGUCGAAUUUGGAAGCCUUGAAUCCGAAUAAUAAUGCCAUGUUGCAGGAUCCUGACGGUGCUGGGGUUACCGGGUUGACUAGAGGGGAUAAGAUUGUGUUGAAAGGGUUGAUGAAUGAGUUUAAGAAAGUUCCGUUUUUGGUGAAAAAGACGCUUUCCGUGUCUGAAUCUGAGCUGGUUAAUGAUGCUUUGGAUUUGGAGAAGAUGGUGGGGCUGGCGAAAAGUGAUGCUUUCGAGUCGAAGGUGUUGAAAGCUAAUGAUGAGGAUGUGAAUAGUAGAGCGAAGAGAGCGAAGCGUAGAACGUUAAACGAUAAUGUUAGAAUUGGAAAAAGACUUGUUCAUGAUAGUGAUGAAGAUUCAGCAACUAGGAGUAAGGAAGGGAUAAGGAAUGGUGAUGUGAAAGUUGUGGAUGACAAUGCAAGAGGUGAAGUUUCUGAGAAAGUCUUUGCUGAUGGAAAGAGAUGGGGUUACUUUCCGGGGCUGCAACCGAGGUUGUCUUUUGCUAAUUUUAUGGAUUCAUUUUUCAGGAAAGCAAAAUGUACUAUGAGAGUUUUCAUGGUCUGGAAUUCUCCAGCAUGGAUGUUUACAACUCGGUAUCAGAGGGGACUUGAGAGUGUGCUCAAUCAUCACCGGGAUGCUUGUGUGGUGGUUUUCUCUGAGACAAUUGAACUUAACUUCUUUAGUGAUUUUGUCAAGGAUGGCUUCAAAGUGGCUGUUGUGAUGCCCAAUCUUGAUGAACUCCUACUAGACACACCAAUACAUGUGUUUGCUUCUGUCUGGUAUGAAUGGAAGCAGACAAAACAUUAUCCUUUACAUUACAGUGAACUCGUCAGGCUGGCUGCUCUAUACAAGUAUGGUGGAAUUUAUCUCGACUCAGACAUCAUUGUGUUGAAUUCAUUGUCUUCACUUAAUAAUACUAUUGCUUUUGAGGAUGAUCUACGUGGAAAAACUUUGAAUGGUGCUGCAAUGGCUUUUAGAAAGCACAGUCCUUUUAUAAUGGAGUGUUUGAAGGAGUUUCAUGCAUCUUAUGACGACAAACAAUUGAGAUGGAAUGGAGCUGAUCUUUUGACAAGAGUUGCUAGUAACUUUUCUGUCAAUGAUAAUAUCUCCGGUAGAAAGAUGGAGAUCAAUUUUCAACCCUCGAAUAUUUUCUUUCCUAUCAGCCAUAGCAAUAUUACCAGAUACUUCUCUGCACCAGCAAUGGAGACUGAGAAAGCCGAACAAGAUAUGCUAUUUAAAACUAUACUCAAAGAAGCAGUCACUUUUCACUUUUGGAAUGGCUUAACUUCAGCUAUGGUUCCUGAGCCUGGGAGCCUUGCAUACCGGAUCAUUAAUUACAAUUGCCUACGUUGCUCUGACACAUUGUGAAACACUUUCAAAACCAUUAAAGCAGAUGGCCUUGUAAAACAUUUUUAUUUUCAUGCCAUUAGAUACCUCACAGCUUUUAUUCAAAAGAGAGCCUGUUAUGAAGAUGCACAUCUAAUAUUCUGGUGCUGCUUCAUCCAUGAAGAAAUGCUGCUUGUGGUAAUGAUGUCCUGUCUAUAUAUAAAUUCUUGUUGUAGGUAGCAUGAAUCUCCAGUUGAUUGAAGGUUUUCUGGACCUUGUAUUGUUAGUCCAUUAGUUGUGGUAGAUUCCCUCGAGGGAGGGAUUAAGAGGUCCCACUUUUUGUAGCUGGGAUCUUUUUGUAUAUUUGUUUCCUUUGUUUUUUGUAGUUCUCAUUUAUAUAUGUCUGAUUCAGACGAUUCAAUAAGUUUUAAUCAUAGAGUUUUGUAGAACUAUUUGUAGUCAUUGGCAACACAGCAGUGAUAUCUUUAAGAGAUGUUCCUUUUAAAUUAUUUCUA